This is a messenger RNA of Owenia fusiformis, 2260 nucleotides long. NCBI's taxonomy places the organism in Eukaryota, Metazoa, Annelida, Polychaeta, Sabellida, Oweniidae. The record is from the annotation of a GenBank genome assembly.
UGAUUUUGCUCAAAAAGUUCAAAAUGUCCGCGGUAAAAAGAUUGAAGAAAAAUGAUGCUGGCGAAUCGUCUAGUAUUUAUCCAGUUGAGCAACCAAAGAAUCUCAUAUAUACCGAUUUCAAAGAUUGGACUGUGCAUCAGGUCUGUGAACAUCUAAUGCAGAAUGAUCUAAACGAUGUUGCAGUUGUAUUUGAAAGAGAAGCCAUUGCUGGAGCCGUACUCAAAGAUCUCACCGAGGAACACUUACAGAAAAUGGAAAUCAAACCUAUGGGGCAAAGACUAAAAGUGUUACAGCUCAUAAGGGAACUCCACAGCUUGGCUGAUGCUGAACAUAGUACUAAGGUGUUUAAUGACCCUAUCCAUGGUCACAUCGAGGUGUCUUCUCUGUGUGCAGCCAUCAUUGAUACAAAACAGUUCCAACGUUUACGAUUCUUGAAGCAGUUGGGAGGGUGCUACUGGGUGUUCCCUGGUGCCACUCACAAUAGAUUUGAACACUCAAUUGGUGUGUGCUGGUUGGCUGGCCAACUGGUACGUGCUAUUCGAACUAGACAACCAUUCCUACAUAUUACGGAUGCAGACAUCAUCUGUGUACAGAUAGCAGGGCUGUGCCAUGACCUGGGACAUGGUCCAUUCUCUCAUAUGUUUGAUGGGAAGUUUAUUCCCAAGAUAGAUAAGAACAGUAAAUGGAGGCAUGAGGAUGCUUCAGUUCAAAUGUUUGACUAUCUCGUAGAAGACAACAAUCUAAUCCCAUUGUUUGAACAACAUGGUUUAACAGAAAGAGACCGUAUCUUCAUCAAAGAACAGAUUGCUGGACCUUCUACACGAAACAAGAAUUGGAACUAUCGCGGUCGUCCAAAAUCCAAGAGCUUCCUAUAUGAGAUUGUAGCAAAUAAAAGGAAUGGCAUUGAUGUGGACAAGUGGGAUUACUUUGCCAGAGAUUGCCACCAUUUAGGGUUUAAUAACAACUUUGACCAUUUACGGUUCAUCAAGUUUGCCCGUGUUUUGGAAGUUGAUGGGGUUCCCCAGAUCUGCUCCAGGGAUAAGGAAGCGAAUUGUCUGUAUGAUAUGUAUCACACACGAAAUGUGUUACACCGCAGAGCAUACAAGCAUAAAGUGAAGAACAUAGAAGUGGGCAACCUGUACGACAUGUUCCACACAAGGUCUGUUUUACACAGACGGGCGUACCAACACAAAGUCAACAAUAUUGUUGAAACAAUGAUAACCGAAGCCUUAGUGGAAGCUAAUGACCAUAUUCUGCUGGAGGGAAAAGAUGGUGUCAAAUGCAAGAUGUCUGAGGCCAUAUAUGACAUGGUGGCCUUCUGUCAGCUGAAUGACACCAUCUAUAACCACAUCUUAAUCUCCAAUGACCCAAAUUUAGACUCUGCCAAAGUAAUAUUGAAGAUGAUAGAACGUAGAGAAUUGUAUAGAUGUAUUGGGCAGACCCAGCCAAGAACACAUACAAAGGCACAUAAACUGGAUGAGGAUGUCAUCAGAAAAGAGGUGGCUGCCCACGUUCCUCCUAAAGAUAGAGAAUACAUCACUACAUCAGACCUAGUGGUGCACGUUAUUAAGUAUGACUAUGGCAUGCAUGAAAAGAACCCAAUGGACAAUGUUAGGUUCUACAAGAAAGACGAUCCUAACAAAGCAGUCAUGUUGCGUAGAGAACAGGUGUCCCAGAUGUUACCUGAGAAGUUUGCAGAGGAGCAUAUUCGUGUCUACUGUAAGAAAUCUGAUCCACGUAGCAUAGAGAUCUCACGUGCUGCAUUUGCUAACUGGUGUGAGAAUGAACAGGAUGUGGACAAACCGAGGGGAGGUGACAGUCUUGCCAUGGACAUGACACCCUGCAAACCACUGCAGCAAGAGAACGAAGAUAUCAGUGAUGAUGAGGAGCCACCUAUAGUUCCAUUCACAAACAAUUCAAGCCAAAAGAGAUUAUUCUAGUCACAUAGCAGAUUAGUUGUGAUAUCGGUUCAUGUUUCCACAUGCUUUUAUUCUGGGGGUACAUGGAAAACUGAAAGCGACGGAUUAAGACAUGACGUGGGUUUCAGCGCCAUCUGAAGGGGUCAUCGCUAAUUUGACGUCAUCUGUGGAUACAAAGCAGUCACUGUUGAAUCAUCCUCCUGUUAUAUCGAAUGGAUUUAAUAGGAAUCAUACAGCUGCUUUGUAAUUAUGUCGUGAACUCCUGUCUUGUGUUUUAAUCCAUCGAUUAUGAGAUAAAAAAUUCCAGAUUAGUUGCUGACUGUAUUUAUGUCUCUAAUGCU